AUGUUUCAUCCCAGGGGAUAUGGGACUGGGGUUGGCAUGCUGUGGCAAUUGGUCAAUGUGCAUAGGGACAGAACCGAGACUUGUUCCAUCAGCGAAUCCCUUGCACAGCCACUCGACUAUAUUGUCGUCGGCGGAGGCACGGCCGGUCUUGUCGUCGCCUCCCGGUUGACCGCCAACCCUAAUGUGACGGUGGGCGUCCUCGAGGACCCCAAUGUUCUGAAACUGACGGGGAUGGGCGCAAUGCUGCAUAACCCUGCGUAUGACUGGAUGAUACCAAAGUGUGCCGCAGCUACUCUGCCAACGGAUACCUGCUGCCUGCCCUGGGACGUCCCAAUCUCAAAAGUCCUGACGAACGCGCUCGCACGCAAGAUCCUCUUGGAUGACGAGCAGCGAGCUAUCGGGGUGGAAUUGCAGUCUGGGGAGACCAUUCACCAGGCCUUCUCCGCCGACCGCGUCUUCCAGUUCGGCGCCAUGCGAGACCAGGUGAAGACGAGGGUGGAGCCGACGUCGGAGAUUGAGCUGCUAGAUCGCGACCAGGCCCGGGGAAAUAUAUGA
Aspergillus heteromorphus CBS 117.55 is the source of this 555-nucleotide messenger RNA. RefSeq lists its product as uncharacterized. Bases 1 to 555 code for a protein of 184 amino acids. Lineage: Eukaryota; Fungi; Ascomycota; Eurotiomycetes; Eurotiales; Aspergillaceae. Gene Ontology annotation, molecular function: flavin adenine dinucleotide binding; oxidoreductase activity. The transcript is spliced from 4 exons. The record is from RefSeq and is a predicted model, not a curated record.